UGGAAGAUGGGUCACCAGCAGCUCUACUGGAGUCAUCCCCGAAAAUUCGGCCAGGGUUCUCGCUCUUGCCGCGUCUGCUCAAACCGACACGGUCUGAUCCGGAAAUACGGCCUCAAUAUGUGCCGCCAGUGUUUCCGUCAGUACGCGAAGGAUAUAGGCUUCAUCAAGUUGGACUAAGUGAUCUUCCUUGAUCUUCCACGACAUGUACCUGGCUAUGGAAGCAAUGCUGGCUCUUUGUAUAUAAAAUAAAACCUAGAAAACUAAAAUUAUGAUUUUAAAUGUGAAUGGAAUAAAUUUGUUAUAAAA
Messenger RNA from Choloepus didactylus (southern two-toed sloth), 306 nucleotides. Its product is annotated as 40S ribosomal protein S29. Gene Ontology annotation, cellular component: ribosome; cytosolic small ribosomal subunit. Gene Ontology annotation, biological process: translation. The record is from RefSeq and is a predicted model, not a curated record. Gene Ontology annotation, molecular function: structural constituent of ribosome; zinc ion binding. Bases 7 to 177 code for a protein of 56 amino acids. NCBI's taxonomy places the organism in Eukaryota, Metazoa, Chordata, Mammalia, Pilosa, Megalonychidae. The transcript has a single exon.